AAUGAUUGGGAUAAACAUUAAACUAAGGCGUACUGGUCAUGGUUGUUUCUCAACGUAUGUACCACUGGAAAUGUACACAUGUCUCGGUGGUAUGAUGGAUCUUAUGCACGACCGUCAACACCAGAAACGAAAACUAAAUACAGUGUCAGAUGGUUUACAAGACAAUUAACCUCAGACUCAAAUCCACAAGCUCCCAUUUUCUGCAACUCAGACAGUGGAUCAGGAAGCUGUGGCAAUAUAAAACAUCUAAUAAGAGCUGUCGCUAACGGAGCAGAAAUUCACGUUAACAAGGUAAAUGGUAAACAAGCAGGAGCUCUUGAAUUUUCAAAUAUAGCAUACGAUAAAGCUGAAACGAAAGUAGCUGGAACCCAUUUGUGGCAUGUUAGUCAGUCAAUUGUCGGAAAUCAUAUAUAAUUCCAGCAGAAUUCGUAUUGGUGGUUUAAUCUUUUGUCAACCGAUGGAACACGCGAUAUGUCAAGAUGGUUUGUUGGUGAACAUACUUACCGAGGACAUUCUAAUGACAAAGUAUCGAUGAAAAAGUUUGCUGAUACGUGUUAGACCUUAGUAUAUGAACAUGACAAAGACGGACAAGCCAUCGAUGGUUCCCUGGAGUUCCUACGCGCAGCUAUUUUAGUUGGCAAACGAGUGAGGCUAGUUUACUCAGAUAAUACGUACGGAAUUGAAGCUGACCAGUUAGUGAUAAGAAACGGUCAUGUAACUGCGCAAGUUCUAGGCCACGUAUCGAAAGCAAAUUAACAGAAAUUUCCGAACAACGCAUACUGGUAUUGGCAAAAUGUUGCAACGACCGGAAAUGUAGAAACCAUCCGCUACAAUGUAGGUUCUCACACCGAUCGUGGCAGUUCCAAUGAUAGACAGGCAACAAAGUGGUUUAUUGACUCCAGGCCUUGGGUACACGCGUAUUCCAACUCAGAAACAGGUGUUACUACACAUGGAUCUAAGGCGUCGUUGAUACAAGGAGUUAAAGCUGGAAAGAUGCUCAGAUUCACUAUUAAAUCUGCUGAUCAACCAACCAAUGAUUAUAUUGCUGUCUUUAACGCUGAUAAUGCAGACUUAAGUCCGGAUGGAAAUGAUCUUGGUGCACAGCAUAUUCGGUCAAUUGGGUUGACAAAAGAUGGGUUAUAUAAUGUAGCAUUUGGAUCAAAACCUUUUUGGAAUUUUAUGAUCGCUACGACAGCUGGAAAAUUAGACGAAACACGAUGGACUGUUGGUGAACACCAGAGUCAAGGACACGUCAAUUCCAAUUCCGCUAUUGAUUGGUUUGUUAGUUAAGAUGUACAUGAACUAAUUCUCUGCUUACUUAUACAUUGUAUAAAGGAUUUAGUCAAAUAGUUAUUGCUAAUUGAUGAUUAUUUUCUAUAUCUCACUAUACUAAUAUUAAAACAAACGUUAAAGCUU
Mytilus trossulus (common blue mussel) is the source of this 1416-nucleotide messenger RNA. RefSeq lists its product as uncharacterized. The record is from RefSeq and is a predicted model, not a curated record. Bases 79 to 414 code for a protein of 111 amino acids. The transcript has 2 exons. NCBI's taxonomy places the organism in Eukaryota, Metazoa, Mollusca, Bivalvia, Mytilida, Mytilidae.